Exophiala oligosperma is the source of this 3212-nucleotide messenger RNA. RefSeq lists its product as uncharacterized. The coding region runs from base 403 to 2865 and encodes 820 amino acids. Gene Ontology annotation, molecular function: metalloendopeptidase activity. Gene Ontology annotation, biological process: proteolysis. NCBI's taxonomy places the organism in Eukaryota, Fungi, Ascomycota, Eurotiomycetes, Chaetothyriales, Herpotrichiellaceae. The record is from RefSeq and is a predicted model, not a curated record. The transcript has a single exon.
CAGCACCACUACUCAUCAUCGUCAACACAUUGUACCCCGACCCAUCCGUCUGGGCAUUCGUACAUCUUUUGAUCAAAGACCUUACCUACCUUCACCAUUCCAUUCUUUCUGCAUCAAUCCUUGUCUGUCGCAAUCCUACAUCCUUACCCUCCGUAAUUCCUCUGGCGACGUCCCGUACACUCUCGUUUGUACUCCGAACCUGAAAUUUAAAAACCCCCAGCCUUUUUCCAGCCGUUUCGUCGUCCGCUCUCGAAGUAACAACUUGACCCCCUCGUAGGGUUUCUGGUACUCAGCGCCACUCACUAUCGACAACACCAAUCGUAUAUACGGGCUCACGUCGUUCUCAUGCCGUCCUGAACAGUCAGCAACAAGUUUUCCGUCAAAGGGCCCCCCCGGAGCGCCAUGCGCUUCCUCCAUCAGUUCGCUCUCUUAGCGACGUCGAUACUCUUAAUUUCCCUGGGUGAAGGACAUUCACAAUCAAGAAACCCUCUCAACUACCUCUCUCUCCUCGAAAACCCUCGAAUCCAUACUCCUUCGCAACGAGUCCAUGCCACCUCCCACUUUGAUCUCACCUUCGACCUCCACAAACACUCGGAACACUUUCGCCUAAGUUUAGAACCCAACCAUGACAUUAUCCACGACGAUUCCUACGUCGAGUACAUUGACAAAGACGGCAAUGUCAGGCAUGUCGAGAAGAUGCGGCGGGAGGGCUUCAAGGUCUUUCAGGGCAAGUCAUUUGUGGUGGACGAGAAUGGCCUCUCUACCCACGUUGGCUGGGCGCGGGUGGUGAUGAGAAGGGACGGCGUUCGACCACUGUUCGAGGGUGCUUUCACCGUCAUGGGUAAUCACCACCAUGUACAAAUGAAGUCGACCUACAUGGCUACAAAACAUCGGCAAGACCCUCCCCUGGAAGAUGACGAGGACGAAUACAUGGCUGUCUGGAGGGAUACUGAUGUCAGCCGACAAACACAUCGGGACUUGAAGAGAGGCGCUGAUGCCGAUCUGACUUGUGCGUCGGACAAGCUGCCAUUCAACACAGACCCUGAACAUCCUCUCUUUCGAGACCUCAUGGUGAAGAGGGACGAAGGGUAUUGGGGAUCCAUGUCAAUAUCGCAUUUGUUCGGUAAGCGUCAGAACAACAAUAUUGACGGCGGUGGUGCUGGAAACGGUAAUUCGGGUGGCGUCAACCUCAGAGAUUCUAUCGGGAGUACAGCUGGAUGUCCGACGACUCGAAGGGUGGCACUGAUUGGCGUUGCAACCGAUUGCACCUACACCGGCAGCUUCAACUCGACGGACAGUGUGCGACAAAAUAUCAUUACCCAAGUCAAUACUGCGUCCGAUCUUUAUCAAUCAACUUUCAACAUCACUCUCGGAUUGAGGAAUCUGACCGUGUCUGAGGCCGAAUGUCCUGGUACGGCCGCAGCUCAGACUCCGUGGAACGUGGGCUGCAGCGGUGGUACCGACAUGACCGCUCGACUGAAUACCUUUUCUCAAUGGCGAGGUCAGCGAGGAGAUUCCAAUGCCUACUGGUCUCUCUUCACCACUUGCAACACUGGCGCCGAAGUCGGUCUCGCGUGGCUUGGACAAUUGUGCAACACUGGCGCGACCUCUCAACAAGACACGAGCGGGUCGUCCCAGAGCGUCACCGGCGCGAAUGUGAUCGCAAAGACAUCUACGGAAUGGCAAGUGUUCGCUCAUGAAUCUGGCCAUACAUUUGGAGCCGUCCAUGAUUGUGACUCGAGCACUUGUGCGGACGCCAACACGGUCAACUCGGGCCAGUGCUGUCCUCUUUCGGCUUCCUCGUGUGAUGCUAAAGCCCAGUACAUGAUGAAUCCCUAUUCAUCACCAGACAUCACCAAGUUCUCCCCUUGUUCCAUUGGCAACAUCUGCAGUGCCUUGGGGCGCAACUCGGUACAGUCGGGUUGCCUUACUGAUAACAGGGGUGUCGUCACCAUUACCGGCAAUCAGUGUGGUAAUGGUAUUGUCGAGGAAGGCGAAGACUGCGACUGUGGUGGUGCAGACGGUUGUGCCGGUAAUUCGUGCUGCAACCCCGAUACUUGCAAGUACAACCAAGGUGCGGUCUGCGAUCCCAGCAACGAAGGCUGCUGUACACCGCAAUGUCAAUUUGCGAGCGCAAGCACCGUCUGCCGUGCAAGCACUGGAGUUUGCGAUCCCGAAGAAACGUGCUCCGGUACUAAUGGCACAUGUCCCGCUGAUGUCACUGCCCCAGAUGGGACGUCGUGCAAGAGCGGAAAUGCGACAGGUCUACACUGCGCCAGCGGCCAAUGCACAAGUCGUGACCUCCAAUGCAAGACCUUGAUGGGCGAUUAUACCUCGACCAACGACACAUAUGCCUGCAACAGUCAAACGUGCAGUAUCAGCUGUGGUAGUCCUGACUUUGGACCGAAUGUUUGUUAUAGCAUGCAGCAGAACUUCCUGGACGGGACACCUUGUGGUGGGGACGGCAAAUGCAGAAAUGGUGUAUGCAAAGGCAGCACCGUUGGAGGAGAAGUCAAAUCCUGGAUCGAUCAUAACAAGACUCUUGUGAUUGCGCUCGCAUCUGCCCUUGGAGGGUUAUUACUCCUUGCCAUCCUUGGCUGCUGCGUACGGGCAUGUCGAAAACCUCGAGCGAAGCAGAUGGUUGCUGGCGGUCAACGUCGGCGGAACCGACCACCCCCUCGUGGCUGGGAUGGACCGCCGGUUCCAAUGCAGAUGCAGGAUCGUGGUUAUGGACAGCCAAAUUGGGGUCCGAGCCCACAACAGCCGCCCCCGACGUACUGGGCCAACCAACCGCCUCAAUAUCAAUGGCCUCAAGGAGGAGGGUUUGAUAAUGGCAACAGGGGGAAUAGUGUGCGAUAUGCUUGAGGGAAGACGUGAGGAGUAUACCAAUACAUGUGUACAGAGCAAGAGAUCGGGGUGGUACAACACAGACAAGGACAUUUGCGUCGUCAUGUGGAGUUUGAUUUGAAGAUGAUGAAUAUUGCAUCUACGCUUUGUUUGAAAAGAGUUGUCUUCUGGGCAUAUAAUUGAUUGGAAGGUGUGCAUAUUGCAUCGAGAUUGGCGUUACAAAGGGGACAAGAGUGAAACAGUACUGCUGGUUUGCCUCUGGUGGACAUGACAAAUGGGUGCCACUGGGACGCAGCCGCAUUUGGAUUGUACUUUAGACAUGACCUCCAUGAUUAGCGAUGAUGAAUCCAAAGAAAAAAUCGAAU